This is a messenger RNA of Guillardia theta CCMP2712, 750 nucleotides long. RefSeq lists its product as hypothetical. NCBI's taxonomy places the organism in Eukaryota, Cryptophyceae, Pyrenomonadales, Geminigeraceae. The record is from RefSeq and is a predicted model, not a curated record. The transcript has a single exon. The coding region runs from base 1 to 750 and encodes 249 amino acids.
AUGGAAAGCGAGAAUAAGGCUCAUUGGAAGGCGGCCUUGAGUUUUGAAGAAGCUCGAGAAAUUUACAGCAAGAGGCCCCAUGGCAACUCAGACUCAGAUACCGUGCUCUCGAGCACCAUGUUGAGCAACCAAUACAGGAUCAGCCCCAAGGCUGUACGAGACAUCUGGAACAAGCGCACAUGGAUCAAAGCAACGCAGAGCAUGUGGACGCGAGAGGAGAUCGAAUUAUAUGUGGAGAAGGCCAACAACAAGCAGGCCAAGAAGCCCGGCAGGCCAGUAGGAUCGAAAGACAGGAGGCCAAGGAAGAAGCGGAACAUUUUGCAUCACGACGAUGACCAGCCCCUGCCAUAUACUGCUCAGGGUGAACAAAACGUCACAGACUUCGCGUUCCAGGUUGUCCCCGAGCCAGAAGACGUCGUCUCUCUGCCGGCCAUGGCCGAGGACGAGACCCUGAGUUCAUUUUCGCUCGGAGGACUCUUGGACGACGAGGCUGGGAAGAAAUCUUCGAAUCAGUCCGGCAGUUGCACCAUCUGCGAGGCGCUCCAAAUGUUCGGUGAGGUGGACCCUAACCAGCCUCCUCCUCCUCCCAACCAUGGCCAUAUCAUCGAGUUCUUCGACCAUAAUCAGCUCUACGGGGUUCAGCUGGAGCAAGGAGAGGACCCAGCUAUCUCUGAGCUGCGAAAUUUUGACAUCAAUGUUGGGUUUCCUAUCAGCCUUGGCGCUGACUUGAUUCAAAUGCGUGAUAUAUGA